This is a messenger RNA of Toxorhynchites rutilus septentrionalis, 16894 nucleotides long. RefSeq names its product probable E3 ubiquitin-protein ligase HERC2 (gene HERC2). Lineage: Eukaryota; Metazoa; Arthropoda; Insecta; Diptera; Culicidae. Gene Ontology annotation, biological process: protein ubiquitination. Bases 428 to 15088 code for a protein of 4886 amino acids. The transcript is spliced from 13 exons. The record is from RefSeq and is a predicted model, not a curated record. Gene Ontology annotation, molecular function: metal ion binding; protein binding; ubiquitin-protein transferase activity.
CGAAAGGAAAGGAAGGUGAAAAAACUUUCAAACUGGUGAAAAAUUGCUAAUUGUCCGCGAAAAGUGCACAGACUUUGGACAAAAGUGCCUGCGAACGGAAGCCCGCGUGCUUCUGCACCCGUGCAGUGUAAAAUCCACCCGCACGGGAUGGAAUUCUGCGGGAAAAGUGCGUUUUUCGUUGUGCUCUAGAGAAAAGUUUCCAUACACCACCAGUUUCAGCCAUUGAGCAGAAAAAAGAAUAAGGUAAAUAAGGGCAAGUGUGUGUUAAGAAGAAGUGAAAGAAAGCAACAGCAACCUUCAAAAGUGGAAAAAUAAACACCACUUGUCGAAUAGUGCAAAAGCAACAAUAAAGACAGACUGGCUCGUUGUUUUGCAUCACUCCCUGCCAGUCUUUGUGUCGGCUAGGUAGGAUUGCACAGUUGAAACAAUGAGUCUGGCUGGUUCUACUGGAAGCCCUGAGCUAAGUUUUCGGGCACUCCCAUAUUUGGACAAAAAGUGGAUUAAAGCGGAUGUUAGUUCAGCUCUGCGUUCCUCGGAGGAUUUGGCGAACUUGUGGAAUCAUCUGGUUCAGGAUGAGGAAGUUGUCACCGGCAAAUUGCUGUCGUCGAUCAACGCCUCGGGAGAUGUGGCAUAUGUACGACCCGAUGGAAAAUACUACUGCGGGGUGCAAUCCCUGAGUUGUACCUGCUGUAAGGGGAUUUGUAGCGCCACAUCCAGCUGCACUUGUGCGGCUUGUCAGCUUCUUGAGGCGGAAGAAGGACCUACGAAGAAAAAUUCUGGCUCCGGGGCUCAGCAGCACCACCAAAACCAGAACCAAAGCGAAAACGCUGGGAUCUGCUCGGGAACGAUUCUAGACUCGUGGCUCUGGAGUCCAAUUCCAAGUCUGGAGGAAAAGCGUGUUUGCACGAAAAAGCUGAUCGCCGAACAAAGAGAAAUUUGUUUACAGGCUGCCGCCAACUGUUUGUCGGCCACGCGUACCAAACAGCUGUUGUACGUCUAUCGGAGGUAUUUUAUUGCGUUGCAACGAUGCAAACAGGAGGAAAAAGCCGCCCCAGAUGAUUACCGAUCUGGAAUGAACCAGGAAAUGGUGGCGAGUGAAAUCGAUGCGGUGAAAUUGAGCAAAAAUCCCAGCUUCGACCGCACCCCGAUGAAGGACUGCGACAAGGCAACGUUCGGGCUAGCACGGGUCGGAACCCGGGCCGCGUUGAAUUUCUCCUUCGCGUUUCUCCGGCGUGCCUGGCGCUCCGGUGAGGAUGUCGAACUGUGCAGUGAACUGCUGUCGGAGGCUCUGGAAGCACUUCAAACACUCCCGGAGGCGUCGCUUUUCGACACCUCCCAAAUGUCAACGCUUUGGAUCGAAGUGGUAGAGAAGUCGAUUAAGUUCCUCCGUCAGGUGGUGCUUGGCGACGUUAUGGGGGGCCGCUGUUUGGUACCGAAGGCUGACCGUCACAUUGCGCUGAAUCUGCUGCUUGAAUUGGGUGCCCAGAAGGGUACCCUUGGCGGUUCGUUGGAGGGAGUUUCGCUGCUGUUGACACUGCACGAGAAAGACCAGGAGAGCGAAGACAAUCGAAGCCCUCCGCAGAAUACGGGUGCCCCUCUGGUACCGCUACUGAAGCGGUACGAGCAGAUUGAUAGUUUCUCUUCGUACACCACCGGGGAUUCGUACCACUUUGGGCCCACUGAAUCGUUUCUGCGGUUUUUAACGUUGCCGGAGAACGAAACCACAAAUGUGGACCUAAAACAAGCGGCAGUGAUAAUCGUUAGUCAUCUGGAUCGACUGGCCAAACCACACCUCCCAGCGGGGAACUAUUCAACCAAAGUGAACAAAUCCAACUCGCAGAAGAUUUUCACGCUCGGGUGGAGUUCUUGUUCGCCUGAGAUGUACGGAUUCACAUCGGAAGCCAGCAACGGAACCGUCCAAUUGCUGGGAUCCGUUCCUAAGUAUUCGACAGCUACCAUUGAUCUUCCGGUGGGGUUACAGGUCCGUCAAAUCGCCUGUACUGAGAACGACAUCUAUAUUUUAACCACAAGUGGACAAGUAUUGUCACUGCAUUCCAACUGCGCAGAGAACAUUGCCCCGAAAGCGGUUGAAGGUCUGGAGGGAGUCAACGUGAUCCAGAUUGCUGCUCACUGCGAGGGAAAACAUUUGCUGGCGUUGAACUCAUCAAACGAGGUGUGGUCCUGGGGUGCUGGCGAUGGUGGAAGGCUUGGACAUGGGGAUACGACUUCCAAAGAUGUUCCUACGAAGAUCGCUGGCCUGUUGGAGAAGCAAGUUUGUGGAAUUUUUUGUGGAGCUUCGUACAGUGCUGCGAUUUGUUCCAGUGGAGAGCUGUUGACGUGGGGUCGUGGUACCUAUGGAAGGUUGGGUCACGGCAACUCGGACGACAAGCUUGUUCCUACGCAGGUUCAAGCCAUGAAGGCGUACAAAGUUGUUGAUGUGGCCCUGGGGAGUGGCGAUGCGCACUCCAUGUGUGUAACGGAUGGUGGUUUGCUGUUUGCCUGGGGCGAUGGUGACUUUGGAAAACUGGGCAAUGGAUCGUGCAAUGGCUCCCCGAUUCCGGUGCAGAUUGAAAAUCUGUCAAACGUGACCCGGGUCUACUCUGGGUCGCAGUUUAGUGUGGCUCUCACUACGGAUGGAACUCUCUACAGUUGGGGAAAGGGUCACGGUGGUCGGUUGGGUCAUGGCAAUUCGGAACACUCCAACGUUCCCAGGUUGGUACAAUCACUGGAGGGAAAGAAAGUGGUAGAUGUUGCUGUUGGGUCUGCCCAUUGUUUGGCGUUGACAAGUGGCGGCGAGUUGUACGGUUGGGGUCGCAAUGAUUAUCAGCAAAUUUGUCCUACGUGUAUUUCACGCGAUCCGAUAAUCCAGUGUCCGACAUUGACGACUCCACCUACGCUAAGGAUCUCCGGUAUGACCUGUGGGGCAGCUCAGAGUAUCGUGUGGUGUCACUCUUCGACUCUUGGGGUGGCAUCGAAAAUUCCGUUCGUCGUAGAUCUCUGCGAACACACAUUCCGCAUGCUCGAUCAGUUGCUUUGUACGGUUUGUAGCACUCAAACCGGUCCGGGAGAUAUUCGUCAUCCACCAAGUCAAGAAGCUGAAUGCAUCGCCGUAGCUUCAUUGAAUCUUUUACGACUGCAACUGCACGCUAUGAUAGUGAAUAAUGUUUCCGCUAAGCAAGCGGGUCUGGUGGAAGGGUCUCGCCUUCUAGCAAGCCUUAAAUCUCGCAUCCUGGCAUUGGCAGGAGGUCCUGUUGUACUGAAAACUAUGCAAGAAGCCGCCCAAUGGACAUUGCAAGUGGGGUGGUCUAUUCUACUUCCGACCGCUUCGGAACGUGCCCAAACGCUGACCUCGCUUCUUCCUGCCGGUCACGAUACGACCACUACUAGCAAUAGUUCCGGCCACCGCUUCAUGACUGAUCUUUUGGUUGGCUCCCUCAUGGCCGAGGGAGGCCUGCAGACAGCUUUAAACCAGGCAAUCAAUGCCCAACGCUCGCAAGACUGUAGUUCCACCGGAACGCAUCUAUCCCUCCUACAUUUGCUUAAGCAGCUACUACGUAACAAUUCCAGCUUAACACAGGCUCGUCUUGGCCAGCUCAUGCUUGGUCCCUACAUAAAGACUGAAGAAGGAUUUUCAUCACCCGAACCACCCUCGCCUAGUCUCGAUCUCUUGCACAAGUUCCAACGGUUGCUUCUGUCCUACAUUUACCAGUCCAAGGCAGACGAUCUCAGUGGCGCAGAAGCGCUUUUGGAUACCUACAUCCAGCAAGUAGUUGGUGCGUGCGUAACCACCCUAAACAAGGCUCACGAAACCAUUCUUCAAGGCAAGGAUUGCGUUGCAGAAAUCCUGAAGAACGACAUCUCCGACGCCCUGCUGUACGAACUGCUGAUCGGACUGGUACUCAUUCAGAAAGAAAAAUCUCUGUUCCUUUCAUCCUUCGACUGGAACAAACAUUUCAUCCCUUUGCUACAUUCCUUGGAUAAUUUUAACCGCCUAACCCACGAAGGAGAAAUACACGACUCAGAUGACAUGGGCUGGCCGGGAAUCAUUUGUCGGGGAACGGCGAAAGCGGCACCCGUCCAGGAGGAAACCCUCCUGAUUCGCAGUAGCGACAUAGAUAAUCACUGCGCCGACGGAGGAAACUGGGUCAUAAUAAACGGCAACGUUUACGACGUUAAAGAUUAUCAAGCCGAUAACCCUGCCACUCAGGAGAUUCUGACGGCCAACGCCGGUAAAGAUAUUUCCCUUGAAAUCAGCAACCCACAACACCGGGCGGCGUUUGAAUUCAUCACGUCCUUCCUGAGAGUCGGAAGAUACGCUAUCAACGAAAUCUGUGACAAAGAAAAUCCCCGACAGAUGAUCACCCUGACCCACUUCCACACGGAGUGCAUUCUUGCGUAUCUUCUUGGGCUAAGAAGCAAUAUUCUGCAGAUGGGAUCGGCCCUACAGCCAGCGGAAAUUCAGUGUCAGAAUCUGUUGAAUUCGGCUAUCCUCAGCGGUGGCUUGCAAGUGCUGCAGCCGAGCAAUCCGUUCGACGAGGAGAAGGGCGAAGCAAGAAGCAGUGGUUCCACCGCUGGCAGUACACCAACCGAUGCUUCCAGUCAAAUUCCAAUUGCAGACGUUCCACAGAUGGCAAAUUGGCCAUCGGCCAUGAUAUCGCACCGAGUGGAGAACUUGCUGUCGAAUUUGAGCGAGGGAAAACUGACCGACCCGCUAGUGUCUUCGUGGAUUACGAUUUGCGAGAGAUACUGCAAGGAACAUCAUCUGAUUUGGCAUCAAGAAUUUCCACCGGAGCAUCCUGUGAUGGAACUGGAGCGGCUUCUGCUAGCAGUACUAAUACGGCAUCAAAAUCUAGGACAGCUGGCUCUCGCCGUUGUGGACAGAGAGCUGAGUGGCAACUGCUCGAAACCUCCUCUGCCGAUCGUCAACAUUAUCAAACAGGUCCACCAAACCAAGUGGAGCAUUGUGAAAAUGCGCCAGCAACUCAACCGUAGCUACAAGGAGGUCUGUGCACCGAUGAUCGACAAGUGUCGCUUUCUGCUGUACGAAAUCCGUCCGGCGAUCAGCCUGGAACAGCAUGGUCUCGCCAAUCUGCACAUUCUGCACAAGAUGCCCCGCUUCAAGGCACUCGUCCAUCGCAUCAUCGUCGAGAUGCGGAUGGCGAAAAAGCAGCUCGCCUGCGCCAAGCCCGAGGAUAUUCUCAACGUUACGAUCCAGAGCCAGUUUAGCUCGAUUACCAAAAUCCAGUCGCAGGAGAAUCUCAGUUUGAAAAACCUUUCGACCGAAAAUCUAGUCAACGAAAGCCUCAUCAAGGUGGAGAGUUUGGAAAGUUUGAACACCAGCGUCAGGGAUAGAUCUUCCUCGCCGGUGGUGCUGUUGGCGGUUCAGAAGCACGCCGCUUCGGACGAGAAUCUGUUGAAUGUGGCCAGUGCUGAGGUCGCGACGAAUGUUGGUGGUGGAGGCGGUGGUGGCGAUGGGGGUGGCAAGAAAAUUUCCAUAACAAGUGACGAGAUUAAAACCCCAACCAAUGAAAUUAUCGAUUAUAAUCAUUCCAAGAUGAAGAACCCUGACGGGGGCGAUGAGUUCAUCAACAAUGUGAUUGCCAGUUUGAGUGAGAAGUGUUUGAUCGAAUCAUACCCCGUAGAGUUCAAAAACGGCGUGAGCCAACAGAUUGUGGACUUUAUUUUGUACGAUUUAUGCGAUGUGGAAACACUGCGACGCGCUAUGUACUGUCAGAUCCAACGGUAUCAAAUUCGAAAGCAAGGCUUAGAGAUGCUGUAUGAACUGCUAAAGAUUGUUGGGCUAUUCGACGCCGCGCAAUACAAUCUGUUUAACGGCUAUCUGGGUUUACACAUGGGAAAGGAAAAUGCCCAGGGUGCCGAACACAUUCUAGAGAAUCUGAAUAUGAUAACAGCUUUUCAGAAGGCGGAUAUUUUAAUUGCACAGGCGAAAAUUAUUGAGUGGGCCGUUGCAGAGCUGCAGAAAUAUGUCAACCAGGAGAAAAUUAACGGUAGACAUAGGAACCAUGGCGAGAAGGAUAAUUCUAACUUGGGAACAUACGUGUUUCUGAAGAAGUUGCCCAGGGCACGAUUUCUGUUGAGCAUCCUGGGAAUUCUGUCCCGAUCGUAUGAGGCGAAUGAACUGAGUCUGUUGAUCAAUUCUGGCAUAUUGGGGAGUAUCAUGGGAUUGCUGAGACAGACCGGUGCAGAUCUGCCGAGUAGUAAAAACAAUACGGAUAUUUCCGUGAUCUACGAGGAUGUCGUUACGAGUUUGAAGUCAUCUAAAGAAGGUUUACCUGGACCGGAAUUAGCAAAACUGAUGAAAAUUGGCACUAGAAUUGCUCGCGGUGCAGAUUGGAAGUGGGGAGAACAAGAUGAACCGGGAGGAGAAGGAAGGAUUAUUAGUGAAAUUGGCGAGGAUGGAUGGGUUCGGGUCGAGUGGGACAACGGUACAACCAACUCAUACCGUAUGGGAAAAGAAGGUCAGUACGACCUACGGUUGGCCGAGAGCGCGUUGAAAGCUCUCUCACCAGAGAAGGACAGCGAGAAAGACGACUUCACAGAUCAGCAUCUUUGCAACGAGUCCCACCCCACGAAGCUGCUGCGUAGUGUGUGCAUCAAAACGCUCCAGAUGAUUUUCGCUUCCGUGGGAAUGCAUGCCGACCGGAUGCAGGAGAAUUCCUUGCGGAGCGUUGCCUCCAUGUUUCGGGCCAUUCUAACCAACCGUAUCACCUAUUGUAACUUCGGACUGGAACAGUGGACUACGCUGGGAUUUCUGAGGGCCAUUUCCUACUCGAAAGCUCUUUCGAAGCAUUUGACCUCACCGGUUUGGAUCGAACUGGUGUUCGAGAUUCUCAAUUCGCCAAUCACCUGCAAGAAGGAUGUCUACAAGAAACUCCACUGUUUGAGACUGCUCCAAUCGACACUGGUCAACUGGACGAGUGACGAGGCCAGCCGGAUCGAUGAUAUCAUCGUUAAAUUGUUCGAUGUCGUUGGAAGGAUCACUUUGUUUUGUCCCAAUGAUCUAUCGUUGCUGAACAACGCGACCGACAUAAAGUCGAGAGUGCUGUACAGUGCAUCGCACACGGGAACGAUUGCCGAGGAAAUCAUUGUGUUGAUCAGGAAACUUCACACGUUGCCACUCUGGAAUGAUAACAUUAAUUCGUUCAUUGCGCAGAAACUUUGUCUGGUGGCGGAUACAUUCCUUGUGAAUGAGCAGGAGAUUAACUUCGAAAACGAGAAGACUCCCAUCAUGGGAACGCUGUGCACGAUCGGGGGUUGCGAUUCAAGGCCCAGAUUGGCACUCAAUCUCACACUGGACGGUGUGCGUGGAACGAUCUCACGAAUGACGAAAAAGGGAAAGGUCGUCAUGAACGUCCACUCAACGGCUGAAACGAAGAAGAUACCCAUAUUUAAGGUGGCGGAAUGCGUUGACGUCGGGGCAUUCAGUCUAUCGAAGCUGACUAUCAACGAAAUGUUGCUGAACUCGUGGGCUGUGCUGUUCUACGGUGUCGGCCAAACUCCGAUGAAUGUUGUGAACGUGAUUAAUACGCAUCUGCUACAGACCCAGCAGAUCAACUUUUCCGCCCUAAAAGCUACCAAAGUUCUAUUCCGUCAUCAGAGUCUGCUGCGGAAGAUUCUGCGACAGAGAUCCCCCGGGAUCACCCGGAGCGCGUCGAAAGACAGUCUCUCGGAUCGGGACGUUAGCCCGGAGGAGGGGAAGACACGAAGUGAAUCCAACACUUCUGACGAAUCUCAAACUUAUGCCGAGCUGUUGAUACAAACAAUGCUGUUGAGAGCUACCCAGCCAAGUCCGCUGAAGGCUUGCUACUCGUUCCAGGAGAUGGAACUCGCCGCCUUGAAUAUUUCCCAGAUGCUCGCAAGUCAUGUCCACAAUGAGCUGAAUGCAUCCUCGAGCUCCAACAAACGAACCUUGCCGGUCAGUCAACCGACGAUGAUCCAUGGUGUUCCGAUCUAUAACAAUGAAACGGCGCUGGAAGACGCGCAGACGCCGUCCGGAGCCGAAGCAGUUGCGCACGCGACCACCACAGCCACAACGGCUGGUCGUGGUGGAAACACCCGGCGCAGUCCUCCAAGUCCGCUCGUGGCGCAAAUAAUGGAGAUGGGAUUUACCCGCAAAGCGGUCGAAACAGCGAUCAAGACUUCUACACUUCAUACCAACGUGAGACCGACGGCGGAACAAAUCGUUCAGUGGAUACUGGAGCAUCCGGAUGUGACGGCAAACUUGGGUGGGAAAGGGGAUGAUAAUGAUGCUCAUAGCGACACCGAGAGUGUCAGUUCGGACACGAUGGAUGGUGGUUCCUCGAUGCAGGACUCGCAACAGAUUACCUACAAGAUGAGAGAUGACUUCAAGUCGUCCGAUCAAUAUGCGAUGUACGUGAGGGGAAUGAUCUGCCCUGGAAUGUUAGUUCGCUGCUGUCAGGACUUUGAGGAGAUACGGAAAGGUGACAUCGGAACUGUUUUGAAGGUGGAACCCGAAGGGUUGCACGAUCUGAACGUCAGAGUUGAUUGGCAAAUGCAUGACCGACCGUAUUGGAUGUGCUUCGUACAUCUGGAGCUGUUGGAGGCGCCAUCAUCCGAGAACAGCUCAACGAUCAGUGUUGGGUCGCAGGUUCGAAUGCGAAACACACAGCACUUCCGUUAUCGGAUGAAUUCGGUCCCACGGGGUAGCAUUGGAACGGUCACCUUGCUUAACAACUACGAAGCUACGGUGGAAUUUCCGCAGCAGACAGUAUGGAAUGGACACAUCAACGAACUGGAACUCGUUUCGAACCCACUCUACUCGGGAGGUUCCGGACAGGGAGGCAUUUUCGAUAUUAUUGACGAUUGGUCCCGUUGCAUUAAAUCGCUGACGGUGUCUUCAAACGAGGCAUCUGCCAAACACUUGCUGAACAAGAGCGCAAAUUGCUGGCAAAGUUCGUCUACCCAAGGCAAACACUGGAUCCGACUGGAGAUCCACGAUCAGGUUUUCAUUCAAUCUCUGUCGAUCAAUGUCGACCCGGAUGAUUAUUCGCAUAUGCCUUCACUGAUCGUCAUCAGGGGUGGAGAUUCGGUGGCUUCGCUCAAAGAACUCCAUUGGGUAUCGGUGAACCCCACCGACACGGUCGUCUCGAUGUUGAACGACUGCAAGCAGUACUACGCCUGGGUGGAAAUACUCAUCAAACAGUGUCGUAACAACGGAAUUCAAUGCAAAGUUCACGGAAUCAACAUCGUCGGCAAACGCAAGCAAACCGAUCUGGAGAUGAUGCUCCAGAACGCAUCCUUCCUGGCAUCGGAGAAUGAAACCGCAGCGGAACCUAGUUUUUCAACAUCCUCGAACUAUUCCGACGAACAGUCGUCUAAUGAAGUCACGUCGAAAGUUCUCGUUUGGGGGUUGAACGAUAAAGAGCAACUUGGUGGUCUCAAGGGUUCCAAAGUGAAACUACCGACAUACUCAUCGGUGUUGAGUCAACUCAAACCAAUCCACAUCUCCGGUGGAUCAAAAUCGCUGUUUAUUGUCUCGCAGGAUGGCAAACUGUAUGCCUGUGGGGAAGGAACCAACGGCAGGCUUGGGCUGGGUCAUAACAACAACGUUCCAACGCCUAGACCGGUGCAGAUCCUCAACCAAUAUGUCGUCAAGAAGGUCGCCGUACAUUCGGGAGGAAAGCACGCGAUGGCUCUGACGCUGGACGGGAAAGUGUUCUCGUGGGGUGAAGGAGAAGAUGGGAAGCUUGGUCACGGUAACCGACUAACGCUGGAGAAACCGAAAUUGGUUGAGACCUUACGAACCAAAAGAAUUCGGGAUAUUGCCUGCGGGUCGAGUCAUAGUGCUGCAAUUACUAGUUCCGGGGAGCUAUAUACUUGGGGCCUGGGAGAGUAUGGUAGACUUGGACACGGGGAUAACUGUACUCAACUCAAACCGAAGCUGGUAACCUCCCUGCAGGGACAUCGUGUUGUGCAGGUUGCAUGUGGUAGCCGUGAUGCACAGACCCUGUGUCUAACGGAGGAGGGGUUAGUAUUUUCUUGGGGUGAUGGUGACUUCGGAAAAUUGGGUCGAGGAGGCUCGGAGGGAUGCUCGGUACCGCAUCAGGUCGAGCGGUUGAAUGGUGUUGGCGUGUUGCAGAUCGAGUGUGGUGCACAGUUCAGUUUAGCCUUGACCAAGUCCGGCGAGGUUUGGACCUGGGGAAAAGGUGACUACUAUCGGUUGGGUCACGGCACCGACCAACACGUUAGAAAGCCCACUCCCAUCCAAGGGUUGCGCGGAAAGAAGGUCAUUCAUGUGGCAGUUGGAGCUUUGCACUGUUUGGCGGUUACCGACAGUGGACAGGUUUACGCUUGGGGAGACAACGACCAUGGCCAACAAGGAUCCGGAAAUACGGUGGUGAAUAAGAAACCCAAUCUGGUGUUGGGUCUGGAUGGUGUCUUCGUGAAUCGUGUCGCUUGUGGAAGUUCACAUUCAGUUGCCUGGAGCUUACCGCAAAAUCCUUCGGAGAAAGACAAGAAAGAAGCGGUUCCAUUUGCCGUAAGCAAAGAUCCCCUCGGAAGCCAUAGUCUUGGGAUGUACGCUUCCGAUACGGAACCGACAACUGCCCAACCACAAGCUGGAGCGGUUAGCACUAAGCCGCAAAGACCAUCGCUUUCCAAAAGUGUUCUCACACUGGAAACAUACGGGGCGAGACAAGCAGCGCUGACACACAUACUGAACGCGAUGAGCAUUCUCCACGCGAGGUCGUGUAUAAUCGCUGCGUUGACUUGCCACUCGCAGCUGAAUGUGCACGACAAAGGUAGCGGCGGAUACAACGAAACACGACCUGUCACUCCGCUGUCAGAAACGGACCUCAAUGGAACGAAAGCUGACGCAGAGAUCGCGAACCCACAGAAUGAGGUUAUCGCUCAGGGAGGUGGUGAAGCACCCGCGGAUGCCUCUGGAUUAUCGACAAAUGACAUCGAUUGUGAUAUACCGAUAAUAUCUGGCAUGAAUAAUACGCUGAGCGCUUAUCGUAGUUUGACGGGGUCACUCUCGAUGUCGGCGUCGAUUUCAAGCUGUAAUGCUACCCAGCGGCACUCCAAGAUGUCGGCGAGUGCGAUGUCCGUCAUGGCCGCCACCAUGACCCAUCACGAUGAGAUAAUGCAUGAAGCGCCGAUUGCAAACGGACUGGACGAUUUUACCUCCCUCCUAGGGGAGUCUGAAGCCAAGCAUUUGAUCGAGUUGCUGAAGCUGAGCGUUUCCGGUCGCACUGGCCCUGCAAACACCUCCGAAACCAUAGCGACCACGUUGAUCGCGCUGGCCAGAAGCAACUCGACGAUAGCGAACAUGUUGAUCGAGACGUGCAUCACCGAGCUGGAAGAUCUGUGUACUUCACGUCAUUCGCUAGGGAAGCUGGCCAAACCGGUAGUUCAGGAAACCAGCCAUCCGUAUAUCGAUGACAUCACGCUUGUUGGUCAUGUCAAAAUACCUGGAGCCGAAGCGUUGCGAAUUGAGUUCGACAGCCAGUGUUCUACGGAACGACGAAAUGAUCCUCUGCUGAUCAUUGAUGGCGCUGGAUGGGUGGUAGCAACACGCUCGGGACGUGAGUGGGCCCAGUGGGCACCCGAAAUCCGCAUUGCGGGGGAUGAAAUGCGCUGGAAGUUUACCAGUGACAACUCCGUUAACGGUUGGGGUUGGCGUUUCUACGUUCAUGCCAUCAUGCCAGAAUCCUACCUGCAGGAGUUGGGGUCGGAUAGGACAGUCCUUUCUCAACCCUCAAUUGCGAUGGUGAUGGCUUUGCUUGAUUCUAAGCUUGUACCGCACGGCGGAAACACGCUAAUUCGUCUGGCGGCAGCAUUGUCACAAUGUGCGCAGUUGAGCUCCCUGACGGUAGCCCAAAGAAUUUGGUCGUUGAAGAAGAUGAAUCAAUAUCUCACCCUCAAGGAAGCUCCGCGUGGUUUAGAACCAGCAAUGAUUGAAAUUUUGAGUCCAUUGAUACCCAUCAUUCUUCGACAGUACGAGUAUGAAGAGCCGCAAGUUCGUAGUGGUCUGCACCUCAUGCAUUCCGAGUAUUUCAAAACUCUGGUCGCACUAGCCUGCGAUAUGCAGCUCGAUUCGCUUAUGCCUCAUGGCGAAGCCCACAAGUGGGCCUGGUUCCGUCGAUAUUGUUCCGCAGUUAGGGUGGCGCAAUCGUUGAUUCGACGAGUUACUCUACCCCCGACCUUUACCCUUGAGGUUAGGAAGAAGCUUCUGGAGAUUGCUUCACCAGCGACUAACCCUUCUCUACAGAACGCUAGCAACAGUAGCAUGAACAGUAGUAACUGCUCAUUAAUCCAGCACACAUCGAGUACUUCAAAUCUGAGUCAGCAUGGUUUCGACCUUGGGGGGUCAACGGCAAGCAGUGAAAUCGAGUCAAUCGAUACGUCUAAAUACAUGCAUGAAGAUCACAGCUAUUUCACUCCACAAUACGACUCUCAGCUACUGCAGUGGUUCAAUCGUAGACCAGAGGAUUGGGCGUUCUCAUGGGGCGGGGCCAGUACGAUCUUCGGCUGGGGUCACAAUCAUCGUGGGCAGCUGGGUGGGCUGGAUGGAAGCAGAAUUAAAAUUCCAACGCCUUGCGAAGCGCUGAGUUUGCUGAGACCUCUGCAAAUUGCUGGGGGUGAACAAACGCUCUAUGCUGUCACACCCGAUGGAAAGCUGUACGCUACGGGUUAUGGAGCUGGUGGUCGUCUCGGGAUUGGGGGAACGGAUUCAGUUUCUACGCCAACGCUGGUGGAGUCAUUGCAGCACGUCAUAAUCAAAAAGGUUGCCGUCAACUCGGGAGGCAAACAUUGUCUAGCUCUCUCGUCAGACGGUGAGGUAUUUUCCUGGGGAGAAGGAGAGGAUGGCAAGCUGGGUCACGGAAAUCGGGACAGCUACGAUAGGCCGAAGCUGAUUGAGGCGCUUUCUGGGAUCGGAGUCAUAGAUAUUGCGUGUGGAAGUGCACAUUCUGCGUGUAUAACAUCACAGGGCCAUGUGUUGACUUGGGGUAAGGGAAGGUAUGGUCGGUUGGGACAUGGGGAUUCGGAGGAUCAGUUGCAACCAAAACUUGUGGAAGCGUUGCUAGGUUACCGAGCGAUCGAUAUAGCGUGUGGUUCCGGGGAUGCUCAAACUUUGUGCAUCACGGAUGAUGAUAACGUCUGGAGUUGGGGAGACGGGGACUACGGUAAACUCGGCAGGGGAGGUUCCGAUGGUUGCAAGAUUCCUAUGAAGAUCGAGAGCUUGGCUGGACUUGGAGUUAUCAAGGUGGAAAGUGGAUCUCAAUUUUCCGUUGCGUUGACACGAUCGGGUAGCGUUUAUACCUGGGGCAAAGGAGACUAUCAUCGGCUAGGGCAUGGUAACACAGAUCACGUCCGGCGUCCGAAGAAGGUAGCCGCCCUUCAAGGUAAGAAAAUAAUUUCCAUCGCAACUGGAUCCCUUCACUGCGUGGCAUGCAGCGAUUCCGGGGAAGUUUUCACCUGGGGAGAUAAUGACGAAGGUCAGUUGGGAGAUGGCACGGUAACAGCGAUUCAACGACCUCGUCUCGUCCAAUCCCUGCAAGGCAAACAUAUUGUUAAGGUUAUUUGCGGUUCUGCCCACACAUUGGCAUUGUCGACAUAUCAGUUGAGUGAAGCCGUCCGACCACCGCCAUCCCCUCCAUUAGAAUACGAUCUGGUCCGGGAUAUCGCUCCUGAAGUGCUCCACGCUCGUUUAGUGUUACUCCAUCACUUCUCCGAGCUGAUCUGUCCGUGUCUCGCAAUGCUACAGAUCUCCGGUGAGCUUUCGCUUGGUGCGUUGAAAGAUAUUCUUGUGUACUCGAUCAAGGAAGCAGGCUUCCGUAAGGUCAUUCAAACCACAAUGGUUCGCGAUAAACCACACGGGCCGGUCAUCGAGCUGAAUCGAAUCCAAGUGAAGCGAUCGCGUAUGCGAUCGAACAACGGAUUGGCGGGGGUCGACGGUAUGAAGAGUGUGUUUGGUCAGAUGGUCCAGAAGCUGCCACUGCUAACCCAAGAAGCACUCUCUAUGCCUCACCGAGUGUGGAAGGUUAAAUUUGUUGGCGAGAGUGUGGAUGAUUGUGGCGGUGGCUUCAGCGAAUCGAUAGCGGAGAUGUGUGACGAACUGCAGAACGGAAGCGUUCCGCUGUUGAUCCAAACGCCCAACGGCCGCGGUGAAGCUGGAGCUAACCGGGAUUGCUUCUUGCUUGAUCCUACCCUGAAUUCGAUGCUGCAUAUGAACAUGUUUAGAUUCUUGGGAGUGUUGAUGGGUAUAGCGGUGAGGACAGGAUCGCCACUGAGCUUGAAUUUGGCGGAACCGGUUUGGCGACAGCUCUGCGGAGAAACGUUGCGUCCAUCCGAUCUGACGGAGGUGGAUCGAGACUAUAUCACUGGAUUGCUGUACAUCCGAGACAUAGAGGAUGAUCCGAAGGUGUUCGCCUCCAUGGAGCUACCAUUCUCGACUCCAUCGGCGAAAGGACACGAAGUUCCGCUCUCUACAAGGUUUACGAAGAUCACCCCGGAGAACCGAAACGAAUACGUCAAGUUGGCCCUGAACUACCGCAUCCAUGAGUUCGACGAACAGGUCAAAGCCGUACGGGAUGGCAUGUCCAAGGUGAUCGCGGUACCACUUCUCUCGCUGUUCUCCGCAUCCGAGCUGCAGGCUAUGGUUUGUGGCUCGCCGGACAUUCCACUAUGUUUGCUGAAGACUGUCGCCACCUACAAGGGGGUGGAAUCUACGGCUCCGCUGGUCCAGUGGUUCUGGGAAGUGAUGGAAGAGUUCACCAACCAGGAACGCUCACUGUUCCUCCGUUUUGUCUGGGGCAGAACCCGUUUGCCCCGGACUAUUGCUGAUUUCCGUGGACGUGACUUCGUUCUGCAAGUGCUGGACAAGUACAACCCGGCUGAUCAUUUCCUGCCGGAGAGCUACACCUGUUUCUUCCUGCUGAAGAUGCCGAGAUAUUCAUGCAAGGCUGUUCUACAAGAGAAACUCAAAUACGCCAUAUAUUUCUGCAAGAGUAUCGACACAGAUGAGUACGCUCGGGUGGCCAUGGGUGAUCCAACGGAAGUAACAGGCAGCGAGGAUAACAGUGAUAUUGAAUCGAUUGCUUAAACACAAUCGUGCCUCUGCGAGCUUACACGACUGAUCACUUUUACAAUCCUAUAACCAAAAAAACACAAGAAACAAAACAAAGUAAAAAAAAACAAGAAUUUCUACCUUUUGAAAAGAAUGUUGUGUGCAGUACGAGGUACCGGACCGAGGGAAGUAUAAAUCCAACUCAUUGUAAUUAUAUUAAAGCUAAUGCGAAAGCGCUUGUGUCUUCAAAGGCGGUGACUGCAGACUAUUUGCACAUAUAUUUCUCUUAUUUAUGACAAUUGUCAAACGUCUUGUAUGCAUUUAAAUCUACUAAACCAAACUAUUAGAGAUAACGCAAAUUGUGAAAGUAUACAAAAAACAAAAGAAAACUAAAAAACAAAUAUGCACUCACCUAAUCACACUCAUCCAAAGGAAGAUAUAUUUUUCGAGUGUUCUCUGUGCUGCUUAUUUUGAUUCGUUCCUUAUUUGUUCAAACUUCCUGUUGCAAAGCACCUUAGUAGAUUCAGCCUCGGAAGCAAACACGCUAACCAUACAACCAGAUACCCCAGAAGAAGUAGUUGUAGAACGAAACAGGAAGACGCUCUCGUAGAUGUUAAACUUCUAAGAAUAUCGUAAAAUAGGCGACCUGAAAAGAGUCUCAACUAAAGAACUAACAAUAAAAUAAAUCGUAAAAAGGGAAAUAGUCCCCAACAACAAAAACAAAACAGAGGUAGCGUAUCUAUUAGCUUCACGUAGAAUUGAGCGAUAUUCUAUUCUAACCGUGACUGGGAUUGGAUUGAUUCAUAUGAUCUAAACUGCUGGCAGCAUUUAAAUAUUUCAUUUCACGAUCCUAGGAUUAGAACUUGCGAGUUACAUACAACAAAUGCCAAUUCCUCUCAACUAGACGGAACAAUUGAAUGAAGACAGUGCGCUGGUGGCAUAUUUUGAAUACAUAAUUGGGUUAAGAACACGUUAGGAACGAAAUAUUCCAAAACAUUGAACCACAACAGAACGUUAUUUCUACGCCACGCAAAUAUUCAAGCAUUCUACUUCUAGUGAACAAGUUAAACUGUAAAUGUAGGGUGUAUUGAUUAAUAGUAUUGGGACAUUAGUAUUAACAACAAAAAAUAAGCGAUGUAGAGUUGUCCCACAAAAAAAAACUAGUUCCAGUUCAAUCCCUGGCUAAUUAUAUCAUAGAUUCAUUACACGGUCAUACAAUGAAAUGCCUAGCAUUUUGGGAGCCGGCAGCAUUACCAGAAGUCUCAUCGUCCGAGCUCUCGCGAGCUCUUUUCCCUAGACGAAAAUGAAUAUUAAUUUAAAAUCUCAUUAAUUUAUUGGUCCAUCAUUUAUUUGUAAGAUUAAGAUAGUAGAACAUCUCCAUCGCGAAUCAGUCAUUCGUUUCUACACACGUUCGCCGCGGAUAUCACACCGAAUUUUCUGUCGCAAGCCCUAAGUUCAGACCGUCAGUAUUGUUCCUUUUGAUAGUGCAUACAGAUAGGAAACAAAAACCGUGUGGACAUUAGUUUUUUUUUUCUAGUCUAUUACAGUGUUGAUUUUGGAUGGUUGAGUAUAGGAAAUUAGUGUAUGUUAAGACAAUGAUUCUGCCCACUGAGGAAGUGGGUGGGUCGACCAUUUCGUACUGAAAACCCGUACACAAGAAAUACUUGAGGUUCCCUAGGAGAAGUAUACUCUGUUUUCUUUUUUUCUAAUAAUUGUAAACUGAUAGUUUGCAUGAGUGAGCCUGGUUUUACGUUCUGUGAUUUUCUUUAAAUGUUUUAUUCCGUACACAAAACAAAAGCUGAUUCAACAAUCAUAUAUAUGUGUCUUCAGAGAAAAAUGUAA